Molecule: messenger RNA, 8311 nt
Organism: Hypanus sabinus (Atlantic stingray)
Lineage: Eukaryota; Metazoa; Chordata; Chondrichthyes; Myliobatiformes; Dasyatidae
Product: engulfment and cell motility protein 2
Exons: 21
Coding region: 174-2318 (714 amino acids)
Biological process (GO): actin filament organization; cell motility
Source: RefSeq, a predicted model, not a curated record
CAAGCUCCCGGUGUAGUGUAUCGAACAGUGAAGCGGAGGCAGUGUUGGAAGGGCGACGUUGGAAUUGUUGAAGGAGAUUGCUGCUGGAGCUCAGAUCUGACCUCCCGAUGUAUCACGGCGCUGGUCGGUUUCUUUGAGCUGCAGCAGAGAAGGAGCUCAGUGGACUGUUCCCAAUGCCACCUCCGUCCGACAUUGUGAAGGUGGCAAUCGAGUGGCCAGGAGCUAAUGCCCAGCUGAUUGAGAUAGACCAGAAAAAGCCACUGAUUGCAAUCAUCAGAGAGGUUUGUGAUGGGUGGUCCUUGCCCAACCCAGAAUACUACACACUGCGUUAUGCUGACGGGACUCAGCUAUACAUCACUGAGAAGACUCGUAAUGAAAUCAAAAAUGGGACAAUUCUGCGGCUGGCUAUUUCUCCGAACCGAGCAGCCCGCCAGCUGCUGGAGAGGAUCCAGUCCUCGUGCCUGGACUCGCGGCUCGACGCUUUGAAGGAACUGGCCAAGCUGUCAGCUGAUGCCACUUUUGCCACUGAAUUUAUCAACAUGGAAGGGAUUUUUAUCCUCAUGUUGCUGGUGGAGAGUGGAACCAAUUUUGGGGAAAUGCUGGCCUUCACGCUGACAGCCUUCCUGGAGCUCAUGGACCACGGCAUCAUCUCCUGGGAUAUGAUCUCCACUGCUUUCAUCAAACAGAUUGCAAGCUACGUUAACCAAACAACAGUGGAUGUUUCCAUCUUGCAGCGGUCGCUGGCAAUUCUAGAGAGCAUGGUGCUGAAUAGUCAGAGCCUGUACAAAAAGGUGGCUGAAGAGAUCACUGUUGGACAGCUGAUUGCACACCUUCAGGUAUCAAACCAGGAGAUCCAGACGUAUGCAAUUGCACUGAUCAAUGCUUUGUUCCUGAAAGCACCAGAGGACCGAAGGCAGGAAAUGUCUAACGUCCUGGCACAGAAGCAGCUACGAUCCAUAAUAUUAAAUCACAUCAUUCGAGGAAAUCGGCCAAUAAAAACAGAAAUGGCACACCAGCUUUACGUGCUUCAAGUUUUGACGUUUAAUCUGCUGGAGGAGCGGAUGAUGACCAAAAUGGACCCUCAGGAUCAGUCACAAAGGGAUAUUAUAUUUGAACUUCGAAAAAUUGCUUUUGAUGCUGAAUAUGACCCCAACAGCAGCAGCAGCCUUGAGAAGCGCAAAGCCAUGUACACGAGGGAUUACAAAAUGCUGGGAUUCGUGAAUCAUGUCAAUCCGGCCCUGGACUUCACCCAGACUCCUCCUGGAAUGUUGGCACUGGACAACAUGUUGUAUCUGGCCAAGGUCCAUCAGGACAUGUACAUCAGGAUCGUCCUGGAAAACAGCAGUCGGGAGGACAAACACGAAUGUCCUUUCGGACGCAGCAGCAUCGAGCUGACCAAGAUUAUGUGUGAAAUCCUGCAGGUUGGAGAGCUGCCUAACGAAGGUUGCAAUGAGUACCACCCUAUGUUUUUCACCCACGACCGAGCAUUCGAGGAGUUCUUCUGCAUCUGCAUCCAGCUGCUCAACAAAACGUGGAAGGAAAUGAGAGCCACUUCAGAAGACUUUAACAAGGUGAUGCAGGUGGUACGUGAGCAGAUCACGAGGUCCCUGGGCACAAAGCCAAACUCUCUGGACCAGUUUAAGAAUAAAGUCCGUUGCAUGAGUUACUCUGAGAUCCUGAGGCUACGUCAGUCUGAGAGAAUGAGCCAGGAUGACUUCCAGUCGCCACCAAUCAUUGAGCUGCGGGAGAAAAUUCAACCGGAGGUGAUGGAGCUUAUAAAACAGCAGCGCCUGAACCGACUUUGUGAGGGCACUAGCUUCCGUAAAAUUAGCAAUCGCAGGCGGCAAGAUAAAUUCUGGUAUUGUCGACUGUCUCUCAAUCAUAAGGUUUUACAUUAUGGAGAUCUGGAUGAGAACCCGCAAGGCGAAGUGGCCUUUGAGUCGCUGCAGGAAAAAAUUCCUGUUGCGGAUAUCAAAGCUGUGGUAACUGGGAAAGACUGUCCCCAUAUGAGAGAGAAGAGUGCCCUAAAACAAAAUAAGGAAGUCCAAGAGUUGGCUUUCUCAAUCCUACAUGACCCUGACGAGGCCCUAAACUUCAUAGCUCCAAACAAGUAUGAGUACUGUAUCUGGACUGAUGGAUUAAAUGCCCUUCUGGGAAAAGAAAUGACCAGUGAACUGACCAAGAAUGAUCUGGAUACUCUGCUGAGUAUGGAAAUUAAACUUCGGCUGUUGGACCUGGAGAACAUACAGAUUCCAGAGGCGCCUCCUCCCAUUCCCAAAGAGCCCAGCAGCUAUGACUUUGUGUAUCACUAUGGCUGAACAGUUGUGUGACCAGCACCUGGCAAGCACAAAAGAAAAUGAAUUAAAAACAAUGAAUGAUGCCCUAUUUCAACAGUUGUUAGAAAGAUCUCCCUUUGUUAAGAAACAUGCUAAGUUCUGUAAUCUGUGGUAAAACAGCAUAACAAGGAGCAAAAGAGCAGCAUAUUGUAUUUCUCAUCUGCAGUAGGGUCUCAGACAGAAUACUGGUCCCUUUUUAAAAAGAGUUCUAUGCUCAAUAUUUUUGACAGCUAUAGGAAUUUGGUGAAUAAUGUGAUUUGGUACAGUGAAGUUUAUAUGUUGGUUAAUGUUCUAUCAAGUUAACUAGAUUUUUUCACUGUAUUUAGACAAUCCUCUAUCAAACAUUAUUCCACCAUUUGGAUUCUGUUUGUGUAUUUAAUCCUGUACGCAACAAAUAUUUACUAAGAGAGCCUAUGCACUUUCUGUUACAUGGGAGUAUCUUCAAAAUUGUUGUGUGAGAAUGCUUCCUGAUGUUUGACGGCUUUAACCGAUCUCCUUAGUCAAAAUUUAUUCUUCAUCUGAAUUCUGCUGGCAAGCCAUUGGCUUUCCAGUUGUGAAGGGAGAUGCAAAGACAACUGGAAAAGCUGGCAAAAAUGAUGGGGAGAAGGGUCAUGAUUGAACAUUAACCUGUUCUAUGAUACAAUGUUGUUCAUAGUCUGCUCAAACUUCAAUUUUUCUCUUUUAAUGUGAUUUAUGAUACAAGUCUAUUUACAUAUGCCAAGGCCCUAUAAUGUUUUAAAGUCUAUGAGCGCAUGUUACACACAUGUGUUGUACAGCGCUAGGCAUGCUUAAUACCAUUUGAACUUUGGGAAAGACUAUCACUUCCCAUCUCUGCCUUGGUUCCAGCUUUCGAUCUGGGACUUUUUGCCGAAGAAUUAAAUGGGUACUUGAAGAGAUUAUGCUGCAGACACUAAAAGUACUUAUUUUGUGUUGGCAAAGUUUAUGAGUAAAUUUGACUAGAUUAUGGGCACUGAACUCAAAUAGUACUUGAAUAAUAAACAAGCAUACAGAUUCAAACAUCAUUAAAAUUAUUACUGAAUUAAGCUAGUCAAUAAAGAUUCUUUGCUUUAGAUAGUUCCAAUGUUACCAUAUUUAAGGUAACCAUUAAUCCUUAGUUAUAGAUAUUCCACUUGAAUCAGAAAUAAUUUUAAUCUUAAGGCAAUGUAAAUACUGUAGGGAGAUUUACUGUUAACAAAGGCAAACUUGUUUUAUUGUAAUCAGAAAAAGAUCAUUCUCCUCCCUCUUGCAUAAUUGGUCCUUACACUCAAUUUACAUUCCUCCCACUUUCUCUAAACCCAAGGUGUAGCCAUGGGCACCCAUAUGAACCCCAGCUAUGCUUGCCUUUUUUGUUGACUACAUGGAACAGUCUUAUGUUCCAAUCCUUCAUUUGUAACACUCCCCAAUUCUUUCUGCUCUGCAUUGCUUUGUGCAUCUAUGGAAUUCAUCAGCUUUACCUCCAACUCCCACCUUGUCCUCAGAUUCAAUUGGUACAUCUCUGACACCUUUUCCUUCUUUUUCGAUCUAUCUCUGUCUCCAUCUCUGGAGACAAACUGUCUACUGACAUCUUUUAUAAACCUACUGACACCCACAGCUAUCUUGACCAUCCCUCAGAAGCUAUUGCCUUUUCUCAAUUCAUCCAUCACUGUCGCAUCUGUUCUCAGGAUGAGACUGUCCAUUCCAGAACAUCUAAGUUGCUGUCCUCCAUCAAAGAAUGGGGUUUCCCUUCCUCUGCCAUUGAUGCUGUCCUCACCCCCAUUUCCUCCAUUUUCCAGGCAUCUGCCCCUACCCCAUCUUACCAGUGCCACUUGUCCUUACCUGCCAUGCCACAACCCCGUGUACCCAGCACCUAAUCCUCUCUGUCUUCUGCCAUCUUCAAUGGGAUCCUACCAGUAAACACCCCACCCUUCCACUUCCCACAGCAAUCAUGCUCCCCGUGACUUAUUGGCCCUCCUUCCCUCCCCAUGGAUCUCCUUCCUGGCACUUAUCCCUGCAAUCCAGACAAGGGCUACGCCUGCUCCCUCACUGUCAUUCAGGGCUCCAAACAGUCUAUCCAGGUGAGGCAACACUUCACUUGCAAGUCUGUCGGGGUCAUCUACUGCACCUGGUGUUCCCAGUACGGUGACCUCUACAUUGGCAAGGCCCUACAUAAACUGGGGGGACCACAUUGUUGAGUGUCUUCACUCAGUCCGCAGUAGAUAGGAUUUCCCAUUCUACUUCGCAUUCCCAUGGUCUCCUGUACUGCCAAGAUGAGGGCAUAGUCAGGUUGGCAAAGCAACGCGUCAUAUUCCAUCUGGAUAGUUUCCAACCUGAUGGCAUGAACAUCAAUUUCUCCAACUUCCGAUAAUUUCUUCCCCUGUCCCGUCCCCCCAUUCUGCCUCCUUCUCGUCUCUUCACCUAUCCAUGCCCUUCCUCCUUCCCUUUCUCCCAUUGGUCACUCUCCUCUCCUAUCAAAGUCCUUCUUCAGCCCUUACCUUUUCCACCUAUCACGUCCCAGCUUCUCACUUCAUCUCCCCCUCCUCUCCCCACCCACUUUCCCCCUCACCAGCCAGCUUCUACUCUUUCCCCUUCUCCCCCACCCCACUGUCUUAUUCUCACCUUCCUUUCCAGCCCAUAGCAUUGACUGCUUAUUCCCCUCGAUAAAUACUCUACGACUUGCUGAGUUCCUCCAGCAUUUUGAGUGUUUCCAGGCUGGAAACAAUUUCAUGGUUGGUGUCUCUGCUGUAACCAUCUUACUAUUAUCUCAGCUGAACUUCAACUGACAGAUCUGAAAUUAUUUACUCUACUUAAUUAUGGGUUGCUGGAAGACAAGAAUGUGACAACUGUAACCAAUUCAAAAUGUUGCUUCAGCUGUCUGUUUUUCUGUUUGAAAUAGUAAUUGACACUGUAGAGAAAUUGGUGAGUUACAAAGUAUUAAGAGCAAUGUGCACAGGUUCGUACUGUAUCUUCUUAGCUCCAGUUGUCUAAAGUGGAGAAUGUGGUUCUUCAGAUAUUUCAUAUUUAUCAGCAUUAGACAGAAUGUUGGCAAUUUACAAAUGACAGAGUUCAUGUUACAUUGAGUAAGUUUUUAUCUUCAAGAUGAAUGACAAGGCUGUUUGGGACUAAUUCAAAAGCUUUAGAAAACUAUUAUAUCUGCUUAUACGUACCGCACUGUGGUCUGCUUAGCAAAGGGUAACGUGCACAAAGCAUGUGGGCCAUCUAACUGAGCUGUAUGCAAAAUAAUUUAAAUUACAUAUUAUAAAGAGGCUUUAAUUUUUAAAAAAUUGUACCUAAAAUCUGAUUUCAGUACUGAAGAUUUGGGAAGUAAUUUUUUUAUGGGUGAUACCACCUAAUAUUCUAACUAAUAUGAAGGACAGAGAAAGAAAGGGAAAAUGUGAAAAUACUGACAAUAAGACAGUUACUACAAAUCUAGUCCAGAUUAUUUCAGUUUUAAGCCUUUUCCUGUUCUUGUGCAUAAUAUAUGAACAAAACAGUGGCCUUUCUGCGGAUUUUUGCUCAUCUUUAUCAUGGUAGGGAUACAGAGCAAGUAACAUGAAUGUGUUUGUCUCAGCAUUUAGCAAUUAAGGUGAAAAGAAUAAAUUGUUCUAAAUACUUGCUUUUAAAAGAAUAUGCCACCAUUUUAGAAGGGAAUUUGCUGUUUCUCCCACAACCUCUGCUAUUCAAACACGUGGCUUAAUGCACUUGUGUAAUUCAAGGCAAUUGAGUUGAAACAAGCUUACUGAAAGCCACUUGGUUUACCCUAGUGAGGUAGAAAGCUUGUUAAAAAUGCAAAGGGAUCUCCAGUAGAUGUCAGCAAGCAUACUUCUUUUAAAUUAAGUUCAACUCUCCAUUGGAAACAGUGAAAAAGCUGAAAUUUUAAACUCACUGCCAGCAAAAGAAUUUAACGUUUGUAACAAUCUCAGAUGAGUGGGAGGUACAGUGAGUGAAACUUUUUAAUCGCAUUUUGGGAGAAUAUUUGUCUGUUAAACUGUUCAUUGGUCAGUGUUAUAAUAGCUGUUAAGAAAAAAAAUGAAAUGGAAAUAAUUACACUGAAAUCUAUAGUAAGUCUUCAUUUUUGUACAGAACGUAUUGGUUAACUAUCAGUAUGUGCACUGAGCCAGUGAUGUUGGAAUAUUACUACAUGUGUUCCAUCUCUCUCAACUGUGUGCUUUGUUUGAUUGUAUGUUCCAUUUGCAAAGAGCUGAAAAUACAGGGCAUCUUGGAUACAUUCAGCAGAAACAAUUAUCCACCUCUCACCUAAAACAACACUAAGUUUUUAUCUCUUCAUUGCCAUCUCCAUUUAAUUGCCUUUGGCAGCAAAAUUCUAAUACAGGACAUUAUGAUGUCAAAGUCUUUCUCAAGUGUCUUUUUAAGCAAAGCCAUAUCAAGAGUUGGUGACCCAAGUCCAUCACAAUACUUUCUCACCUCAUUCAACUCAAAUUAGAUUUUCAUUGUCUUCACAUCUCCACUUUCUCAUUCAAAGGCUAUUGAAUGAACUUCCUAAUUCUCUGACUGCACUGUUUUAUAAAUGGAUUGUUGCCAUACAGAAGUCCAUAUUUACAAAGAGGGUUGAUCGGGGGAAAUAAAAACGGAACUUUCUGGAGCUCUCAGAAUUAACAUUUCAUGUUGAUCACUUCUGAUCAUAAUUCUUGUCUCUCCUCUGCAUUUCUUGUGAAAUGCUCAGAAAUAGAACAUCUAGAAAAAUAUAGGUUUUUAUUCAAGUAUUUUUUUAACACUACUCAAUCUGGGCUCUCUUUAGAUAGAAGAAUUGGCUUCUGGACUGGGAUCUGGAAUGGGACUGGGAAAACUCUCUUUCUAAGAACUUUUAGGGGACCUUCAUCUGUGCCAAUAUAUUCAAUGCUCUUGAGUAUGUUUAUCGUACAAGAUAAAAGCAGAUGCACAAGGUCAUAACCAGCCAUGUAGAAAGGCUGCAAUACUACUAAUGACAAGAUCCAGUUUUCAAAGCCACUGCUGUGACAACAGCAGAUAUUCCCCCAGCCCCCCUCCUUUUUUGGAUUAUAACUAAUUAUGAUGCAUUUUAACAAGGCUUUCAGUGAUGAGUAUUGUCUUAGAACUCUGAAACACAAAAACUAAUUCGAAGGAAAACACAGAGCCAGGAAUAACUUGUUUAGCAAGAGGCGCAAAUAUGGUGUAGUGGUGUGGUGACUUGCAAUUUACAUACUUUUACAUAUAAUCUGCAAUGCAUUAUGUAAGCAACAAAGAAUGCUUAAUCAAAUGCAUUUACAAUAUUAUUCAAAUAACACUGAAAUAUUAAAUAUACAAAUCUCUCCCUGCUUAGCUCUAAACUGCAACUCAAUAUGGAAUGCAUCUAUCUCUGGCUCUCCCUGCAUGUCAUUUUAACUUGUCCCAUUCAGGCCUAAAGAUUUAAUCAGUGUAGAGGAUCUCUUACUCUUGUGAGAUAAUAUCUUUCCUGUCAAGGGAUCACACUGCUUUGUAGGAGAGACUUCUGAUUGUGAAGCAAUCUUGGGUUCUGGGGCUUCCUUUGUGGUGGUUGUAGAAGUUGACUCUGACUGCAAGAAGUGGUUCUGACAGCUCUGGUUAUGUUCUUCAGGACAUGUUGGCACCUGAACAGUGCAUGGCAAGCUUCCCCGAAUGUGAGUACCGUGUCUGGCAUCACCAUUUCCUUUACCUCUCACUGCUUUGCCCAUCGCCAUUUCUUCUUGAUCUGUAGUAAUGAGUUCAAGGGGUGGAACACUGUAGCCAAACCCUGUUAUAAUUGACAAACUCACCCUGUUAUAAUAGACAAACUCUAAGAAGGACCAUGACUGUGGCAUGUCCUUUGGCCUUGGGACAUCCACCACUACUUGAAUUUUCUCAGCAUCUUUGUGUAAUCCUUGUGUGUCAAUUGUAUGACCACAGAAAGUGAGGCUUGGUUUUAAGGAAUUCACACUUGUCAUAUCAUGCUCUGAGCCCAUAAUCUUCUAAUCUCUUUAACACUGUUAUGAGAUUUUGGGGAUGCUCCUUGACAUCCUUGCCUA